This is a messenger RNA of Fonsecaea pedrosoi CBS 271.37, 4443 nucleotides long. RefSeq lists its product as uncharacterized. Gene Ontology annotation, molecular function: protein binding. Lineage: Eukaryota; Fungi; Ascomycota; Eurotiomycetes; Chaetothyriales; Herpotrichiellaceae. Bases 1 to 4443 code for a protein of 1480 amino acids. The transcript is spliced from 4 exons. The record is from RefSeq and is a predicted model, not a curated record. Gene Ontology annotation, biological process: regulation of cell shape.
AUGGCGUUUCUCUUCAAAAGCAGGAAGAACGCGCCGCCCGCCUCGGGCUUGCCCCCAGCGAGUCGAAAUAUCCAUACUUCUGACGGCACCCCGACUUCGUCAGGUGCCAACGGUUCCAUUGACAGCACCGGCGAGAGAUCGACUCAAUCGCCUCCUCCUAAUCCUAAUGCAAGUUCGAAUCCAAACGGUUCCCUGAGUUCCAUGAACUCGACUCUGGCCGCUGGACCUGCUUAUCCACGGCGCGAGAGAUCAGAGUCAGAAUCUGGGCCACGACCCUCGACGGCUACACAGCCGACUCAAGUUCCCAAUGCCGCCCUCUAUCCCUGGUCGCAGCGACGAUUGAAUUUCACUACUGCGCAAUCUAAUCCUUUCCCUCGCUAUGGCGCGGCUGUGAACGCAAUUGCCUCAAAAGAUGGUGAUAUCUAUAUUAUGGGGGGCCUCAUCAACGGUUCCAUGGUUCGGGGCGACUUGUGGAUGGUCGAGUCCGGCGGUGGAAGUCUGUCCUGUUAUCCUAUCGCGACAGUUUCGGAGGGACCCGGCCCCCGCGUCGGACACGCAAGUCUGCUGGUUGGCAACGCUUUCAUCGUAUUUGGCGGUGACACUAAGAUGGAUGAUAACGACGUGCUAGACGACACUCUGUACCUGCUUAAUACUUCUUCUCGACAAUGGUCUCGGGCCGCGCCUCCGGGUCCACGACCUUCUGGCCGAUAUGGUCAUACCCUCAAUAUUCUGGGCUCCAAGAUAUACAUCUUUGGAGGUCAGGUUGAGGGUUAUUUCUUCAAUGAUCUAAUAGCUUUCGACCUGAACGCCCUACAGAACCCGGCAAAUCAGUGGGAGUUUCUAAUACAAAACACGGGCGACGACGUUGUCGGGCCGAAUGCGAAAGUGCCUGCUGCAAGAACGAAUCACACGAUUGUUAGCUACAACGACCAGUUAUUCCUGUUUGGAGGCACCAAUGGCACUCAGUGGUUCAACGAUGUCUGGACGUACAGUCCCGUCACCAAUGUCUGGACGCAGCAAGACUGCAUAGGAUAUAUUCCUGCUCCCCGGGAGGGCCACUCCGCUGCGUUGGUCAAUGACGUGAUGUAUAUCUUUGGUGGUAGGACCGAAGAAGGCACAGAUCUUGGUGAUCUAGCAGCCUUCCGCAUCUCGUCAAAACGAUGGUACACGUUCCAAAACAUGGGCCCGUCGCCCUCGCCCAGAUCCGGCCACAGUAUGACAGCAUACCGCGACAAAAUCAUCGUCCUUGCUGGAGAGCCUAGUUCCGCGCCUCGGGAUCCUGCGGAGCUAAGUAUGGUUUAUGUACUGGAUACUGCAAAGAUUCGUUAUCCAAACGAUGCACCGGCGAGUGGCCAACCUAUAGAUCCGAGGCAACCGAACAGCCCAACUCGAAGACCAAGUACCGAAGCACGAUCUGCUAUGCCCAUCCGUUCGACAUCACGAGAAGGAGCAAGGAGUCAAAAUGCAACUCGCGAGCAAUUCUCAGGCGGUCCGGUUCAACGACCAGACCCGGCUGGACAAAGUAGCUCACAGUCACGGCUGCCGCGGGCAUCGAUGGCACAGGCGCCCGCUGGACCUCCCCCUCAGGGGCAGGCGCCAACGCCGCGGACGAAUGGUGUACAUUCUCCUCCCAAUGCCCCUAACGGACCAAAAGCCAGGUACAAUGGUUCUCCGCUGGACACAAGAAGCACUGCACCCGGCCCGGAUGGCGGUCGAACUGUGCCUCAAGAGGGUGUGAUGCAGCCCCAAGCAGUGAGAGACGUUCAAAAAGAGAACAUUAGACCCAGCCGUGAAGGAAGUCCGAGCACUUUCGGCCGCAGGACUCCAACUCAGCGGACCGAAUCAAAGGCGAAGGCUAUGGAAGCAGGUGAAGCGGCUCCUCUCAUGAGUAGCGGUGUUGCUAGACAACGAUCGCUCAGGUCACAAAGGGCUCAAGGUUCCAUCGAUAGCACCGAGGACGGGUACCUGGGACGUUCAUCAUCCGGCAGACAUCAUGGGGAAGUACAAGGUGAUAAUCGAAGUUUACGAAGUAUGCCAGGCGACGAACCCAAAUCUCCCAAGAUGAAUCCUCACCAAGAGGCGCUGUUGAAAGAGUUGGAAACUGCAAAGAAGACGAACGCCUGGUAUGCUUCAGAGUUGGCUCUGGCUCGGAAGCAAGGUUACCACACUGGCGCUUCCUCUAGUCCCACGUUUGACGAGCGAGCCGUCAGCAAGGUCACCGACGACGAUCGGCCACUAAUGGAAGCCUUCAUGGCCAUGAGAACGGAAAUCAUCAAGAUGCAAGAAGCCAUGGAGACGCAAGCUGCAUCUAUGGCCAGACGGAUCGCCGAGGUGGAACAUCAGCGUGAUGCCGCCGUCACGGAAGCUGCGUAUGCAAGGGCCAAGCUCGCGGCUCAUGGUGGUAGUCAGCGUAGCACACCACAACCUGAUGCGUCGCGAGAGCCUGAUGAGCAAGAACGUUUUACUGACCUUACACGCCGCCUUGCCUUGGCCCUUGCUGCACAGUCUGAGCUGAAGGCCAAGCUUGAUUCUUUGAACAACGACCUUGCGUCCGAACGGAAAGCUCGAGAAGUGGCAGAAGAAUCUGUGGAUGCUCUCCAGCUCCGCUAUGAUGAGCUGAGCAAGAAUCGAAACCCGGCAGAACUCGAGGGACUUCGUGCAGAACUUUACGAAGCCCAAAGUCUAGCUCGAGCAGAGGCAGGCCGCAGGGCUGAGGUCGAAGAAGAGUUGCGGACUCUGCGGGUCGAUCAUGAGAGUUUGGUCAAGACGCACGAGGACACAUCGUCGCGACUAACGAAUCACACUUCUUCGAUGGCUGCCCUAGAGGCUGCCGUCACAGCAUCCACGAGCAAGGUGAGCCUUUACGAGCGCCAGAUUGAGGAAGAGCGUGUGCAAAGAGAAGUUGCCGAGAAAAAACUGUCUCAACUGCGAGCCGAACACGAAGAUAGGACCACGGAACUGGAAACUGUCUCGAAACGCCUACAUGAUGCUGAAGAGUUGGCCGAAACUCACGCCAGAGAAGCUGCGACUCAUCGUGAGGCGCUGCUUGUCGGCCUGGCCAAACUGUCAUCUGUCGACACAGGCUCUAAACAAGACACUGUCGCCGAUCAGAAAAUAGCCGCUCUUCGUGAAUCAGCCGAACAAGCCUCGAAUUUGGCCAAGCGCAACCAGGAAGCAGCAGAUAAGGCAGCGCAGAAACUACGUAAUGCAGAAGAACGGAUUGCUGGACUGGAAGCGUAUCAAGAACAGUCGAGCCGCGAGGCUCUCCAGAUCCGGAGGCAACUACAGGCCACUUUGCGGGAUGCACAAAACUAUCAGGCAGAGAUCCGUGAGCUACGAUCGAACCUUGAAAUGUCUCAACGUGAUGCCAGUGCUCUUGCUGUUCAGCACAGUGCUCUCAAGGAUCUGCUAGGCGAGCGCGGCAUAAAUGUCUCUGACGUGAGACGGUCGCCCAUAUUCGAUCAUUCUCCAAGCUCUCGAUUUGGCACGCCGGAGCAAGCUCGUCUCCGAGAACUUGAUCAACAAUUACAAGCCAGCAUCAAAGCCCACGAGGAGACUAAGAGUCAAUUCGAGGCUCGUAUGCAAGAGGCUGACAGCACCUACAAGGAGAAGUUGGAGCAGCUUGAAAACGAUUAUCAAUCUGCCGUCCAUUACGUCAAGGGCACUGAGAAGAUGCUGAAGAAAAUGAAGGAGGAGCUCACCAAAUACAAAUCCCAAAAUGCCCAAUUGACUGGCGAGCUGGAAACUGCUCGAAGCACGAGUGCGGCUUCUGGGACAGCACCGGACACCUCGACCUGGGACGAGGAACGAAAGCAACUUCAAGCUUCAAUCGAGGAGAUGAAGACCCAGACGAGCAAGCAGAUUGCUCAACUAGAGUCGAACAUGACGUCGUUGAAGUCAGACCUCACAAAGGUUCAGACAGAAAGGGACCAGCAGAAAGCCAGCUACGAGGAGCUUACACAAACCGCACAAAGACUGGGCAAAGAGCUAGAACAACUCAAGUCAGAAAACUCCAUGCUUGAAAAACAAGCGGAAGAGGCGGAAAGCCGAGUGACAAUGCUCCUUGAUCAAGUUGGUCAGUCUGUAGGAAACUAUCGACGGCAGUCACAAUUACAACCUCUGCCCCAUGGGAUCCCUGGACUGGGGCACAACCGAGAGGAAAGCACCUCCACACUGACGGAUAUGUCGGUCAAUGAUGACGCUUUGUCUCGAGACGACCGGGGGUCCAUCGCUCUGGACAACCUGGCCUCUGAACUGGAAACGCUACGAUCACAAUGGGAGAGCACGAGUAGGAACAACUAUCGGCUCAGCACAACUUUUGACUCGGAAAGGACACCUACAACAGAGAGUCAUGGGACAGAGCUGAGCGAUAAUCUCGCUAGCUGGAGGCGGAGGCUUGAAGAGGAAGAAAGUGGAACACGAGAGACGUCGGCUGUUGCUUGA